This is a messenger RNA of Jatropha curcas, 2081 nucleotides long. RefSeq names its product phosphoethanolamine N-methyltransferase 1. The record is from RefSeq and is a predicted model, not a curated record. NCBI's taxonomy places the organism in Eukaryota, Viridiplantae, Streptophyta, Magnoliopsida, Malpighiales, Euphorbiaceae. Gene Ontology annotation, biological process: phosphatidylcholine biosynthetic process. Gene Ontology annotation, molecular function: phosphoethanolamine N-methyltransferase activity.
CUAUAAAACCCCCUUACAUAUCGAAGUCUCGUAGCCUGAAACAAACAGACCCAAAAACUCUGAGAGAGGUGGCAUCUUUCUUGUUGUUGCAUUGCAGAUUGUGUGAUGCAGCAGAGAGGCAAAGCCCAUAACAGCAGAUCCAGGAGCUUUUCUAGAUCUCGCCUUGCCGUUGAGGGUUGUUAACUCUCGUUUCCUUUCCCAUUCCCUUCACUUUCAAAAUCCUUCUCUUUCUCUUUCUCUCAGCAUUUAACAAUGGCUGCUGCUCAUGUUGAAGAGCGUGAAAUUCAGAAGAACUACUGGAUCGAGAAUUCCGAUGGUCUGACGGUAGAGGCAAUGAUGCUUGACUCUAACGCCUCCCUUCUCGACAAAGAAGAACGUCCUGAGGUGCUUUCCAUGCUCCCACCAUAUGAAGGAAAAUCUGUUCUGGAAUUUGGAGCUGGUAUUGGUCGUUUUACUGGAGAAAUAGCGCAGAAUGCUGGACAGCUUGUUGCUGUGGACUUCAUUGAUAAUGUGAUAAAGAAGAAUGAAAGAAUUAAUGGACAUCACAAGAAUGUCAAGUUUAUAUGCGCUGAUGUGACAUCCGAAGACUUGAAAUUUUCUGAAGAAUCGGUGGAUUUAAUAUUCUCAAAUUGGCUUCUAAUGUAUCUCUCAGAUAAAGAGAUUGAGAAUCUGGCUGAAAGGAUGGUGAAAUGGUUAAAGGUUGGUGGUUACAUUUUCUUUAGAGAGUCUUGUUUCCAUCAAUCUGGAGAUAGCAAGCGAAAAUAUAACCCAACCCACUACCGGGAGCCCAGAUUUUACACAAAGGUCUUUAAAGAGUGUCAGGUGCGUGAUGAUUGUGGGAAUUAUUAUGAACUCUCUCUUGUUAGCUGCAAAUGUGUUGGAGCUUAUGUGAGAAACAAGAAGAAUCAAAAUCAGAUUUGUUGGAUGUGGCAGAAAGUCCGUUCAGAAGAUGAUAAGGGGUUCCAGCAGUUCUUAGACACUGUUCAGUAUAAAUCUAGUGGCAUCCUGCGGUAUGAACUUGUCUUUGGACGAGGCUUUGUGAGCACAGGAGGAAUUGAAACAACAAAAGAAUUUGUUGCAAAGCUUGAUCUCAAGCCUGGACAAAAGGUCCUAGAUGUUGGAUGUGGCAUCGGGGGAGGUGACUUUUACAUGGCUGAGACAUUUGAUGUGGAAGUUGUUGGUAUUGACCUCUCCGUUAAUAUGAUUUCUUUUGCUCUGGAAAGAGCCAUUGGACUCAAAUGUGCUGUUGAGUUUGAAGUUGCUGAUUGCACGAAGAAGACAUAUCCUGACAACACAUUUGAUGUUAUCUAUAGCCGUGACACCAUUCUGCACAUUCAGGACAAACCUGCAUUGUUUAGAUCAUUCUACAAGUGGCUGAAGCCUGGAGGUAAAAUUCUUAUUACUGAUUACUGCAAGAGUGCUGGAACUCCAUCAGAAGAAUUUGCCGAGUACAUUAAGCAAAGAGGAUAUGACCUUCACUGUGUAAAAGCGUAUGGCCAGAUGCUUAGAGAUGCUGGUUUUGACGAUGUCAUUGCAGAGGACAGAACUGAUCAGUUCAAUCAAGUUUUGCAACAGGAAUUAGAUGCUACAGAGAAAAUUAAGGAUGAAUUCAUUACUGAUUUUUCCGAGAAAGACUACAAUGAUAUAAUUGAUGGAUGGAAGGCAAAGUUGAUCAGGAGUUCAUCUGGUGAGCAGCGAUGGGGUCUGUUCAUUGCAAAGAAAAAUUAACUCAUCACAGGCCCGGAUCAAUGAAGCAUGGAAUAAAUGUUUUAGACCAUAACUGGUGAUUUUAUGAUUCCAGCUGAUGGCUGGUGUUCGAAUUUAAGUUAUCAUUUCGCGUCUUAAAUAUCAUUUCCUUUUGGAAUAAGAUCUUGGCUGAGUUUUCUUGCCCAGGAUAGAAUCUGAUUUAAUUCAAUUCUUGAUUAUAGUUACUGUUCUAUUUAUGAUGGGAAGGAUGUUUCCAUCUUUGAGAAACUGUUAAGAGUGCACUUGGUGGACAUGACAAUAAGCAACAAUACUUCGAACUUCACGAUUUAUUGCAAGCUGCAAUUCACUUUAUUUUCAAUUUUUUGAAAGAUUAA